Trichophyton benhamiae CBS 112371 is the source of this 579-nucleotide messenger RNA. RefSeq names its product arsenite efflux transporter (ArsB), putative. The coding region runs from base 1 to 579 and encodes 192 amino acids. Gene Ontology annotation, cellular component: plasma membrane. The record is from RefSeq and is a predicted model, not a curated record. The transcript has a single exon. Gene Ontology annotation, molecular function: antiporter activity; antimonite transmembrane transporter activity; arsenite transmembrane transporter activity. NCBI's taxonomy places the organism in Eukaryota, Fungi, Ascomycota, Eurotiomycetes, Onygenales, Arthrodermataceae. Gene Ontology annotation, biological process: arsenite transport; antimonite transmembrane transport.
AUGGUACUCUUUGCUCCUCUUGCGCUAUUAUUCAUCAAAAUAAUUAGCCAUUCGGAGGGCACAAUCCCGCUGUCCUAUCCAGUCGUCGCAAAGAGCGUUGCUGUGUUCUUAGGAAUACCUCUCGGUGCUGCCAUAGUCACCCGAUUUACACUGCGGAAGACUGCUGGGCCCGUCUGGUACGAUAACAUAUUCAUCAAGUGGCUUAGUCCUUGGUCCUUGAUUGGGCUGCUGUUCAUCAUUCUGGCACUUUUCGCUUCCCAGGGAAAGCAAGUUGUUGAUCAAAUCGUAUCCGUGGUUCGGGUUGCUGCACCUCUUCUGGUAUAUUUCAUCAUUGUUUUUUUCAGUACGUUAUACAUCACUUAUCGACUGGGCUUUGGAUAUCGGUUGUCAACAACGCAGAGUUUUACCGCGGCGAGUAAUAACUUUGAGCUUGCUAUCGCUGUUGCAAUUGCAACAUUUGGUGCUGAUAGUAGCCAAGCGCUGGCAUCCACCGUUGGUCCGUUGAUAGAAGUCCCUGUGCUGCUAGGUCUGGUUUAUGUUGCGCGAUUUGUCGCGAAAAGGGUAAAUUGGAAACCCUAG